CGACGGCCGCGGGGGCUGCUGGGAGAGGCCGGAAGCGGCGCUGUUGCCGCGGCGGCGGCGGCGGCGGCGGUUCCAAGAUGGCGGUGCAGGAGUCGGCGGCGCAGCUCUCCAUGACGCUGAAGGUGCAGGAGUACCCCACGCUCAAGGUACCUUACGAAACAUUGAACAAACGGUUCCGGGCUGCUCAGAAGAACAUCGAUCGGGAAACCAGCCACGUGACCAUGGUGGUGGCCGAGCUGGAGAAGACCCUGAGCGGCUGCCCAGCUGUGGAUUCGGUGGUCAGUCUCCUGGACGGAGUGGUGGAAAAACUCAGCGUCCUGAAACGGAAGGCCGUCGAGUCGAUCCAGGCGGAGGACGAGAGCGCGAAACUAUGCAAGCGCAGAAUCGAGCAUCUUAAAGAACACAGCAGCGACCAGCCUGCGGCCGCCAACAUGUGGAAGAAAAAACGGAUGGACCGCAUGAUGGUGGAACAUCUCCUGCGGUGCGGCUAUUACAACACUGCUGUGAAAUUAGCCAGGCAGAGCGGCAUUGAGGACUUGGUAAAUAUCGAGAUGUUCCUAACUGCCAAAGAAGUAGAAGAAUCCUUGGAAAGACAAGAGACCAUGACCUGUUUAGCUUGGUGCCAUGACAACAAGUCUAGGCUCAGGAAAAUGAAGAGUUGUCUGGAAUUCAGUCUAAGGAUUCAGGAGUUCAUAGAGCUUAUUCGACAGAACAAGAGACUGGAUGCUGUAAGGUAG
Messenger RNA from Notechis scutatus (mainland tiger snake), 737 nucleotides. NCBI's taxonomy places the organism in Eukaryota, Metazoa, Chordata, Lepidosauria, Squamata, Elapidae. The record is from RefSeq and is a predicted model, not a curated record.